GGCAACACUCAAAUAUCAGACUGGGAAGCAGCAGUGCUCAAGAGGAUCAGAACUGACUCCUGAGUUGACGAAACCUUGCUGAAUCCAUCAAGCAAAAAAAAGGAUUCAAGAUGUUUCGCAAAUCAAAAGUGGCAGAUGGAGCAGCCACUGGCCAAGUGGGUAUCAAGAAAAAAUCUAAGGUCCCUGGAGUGAUGAUUACACAGUUUAUUGAGACACUGCCAGAAGGAAAGAGCCAUCCAGACUUCACCCGCAAGCCAAUUGCUUUGACCAUCCAAGAAGGCAAAUUUGCUUUUUUCAAAGCCAUUGUCAUCGGAGACCCAGCACCAACUGUAACAUGGAGCAGAAAUAAUGGAGAUGUGUCCGAUACAUCAAGAUACCAGACAAAAUAUGAUCCCAAUUCCAAUGAGCAUACAUUUGAGAUGCCAAAUGUUAAGCCAGAUCAAGCAGAUACCUACAAAUGCUUUGCGGUAAAUGAAUUCGGACAAGCUGUGGUCACAGUGGUUCUUAAUGUUAUUGAAGUGGGUUACAAAAAGGCAAAGGCUCAGGCGCAAGCAGUGGAAAAUGGUGAAGAGAAUUUUAAGACUGUGCUGAAGAGGAAAAGUAAGGUCCGUCCCAAAUCUGAGCAACCUGAGAGAAAAGAUGGGGAGAUUGAUCCUAAAUUUUGGGAGCUCUUACUUAGUGCUGACAAGAAAGACUAUGAGCGAAUUUGUGCCGAGUAUGGAGUGACAGACUUUCGCUGGAUGCUUAAGAAACUAAAUGAAAUGAAACAAGAAAGGGAGGAAGAACAAGCUGCGUUUGUCAGAAACCUGUCUAAUCUGAGACCAAUCCAGACCAAUGCAGACGGAACAGCAUCGUUUGAGCUUGACAUGGAUCUUAUCGACCUAAACAGCUCUGUAUACAUAUAUAAGGAUGGUGUAAUGGUUCAAUACUCGAGGGAGGAGGGUGAAAAGAUGAAGCACAGCCUUAAACAAAUAGGAAGAAAGUAUGUUUUCAGUGUGAAAGACCUAAUGCCAGAUGACGCCGGACUGUAUCAGCUGGAUGUAGAAGACGUGAAUAUGUUUUCAACAGAAUUUAAAGUUCCCAUGGUGGAUUUCUUAGUAAAAAUUCAAGAAGUGAAGGCAAAGGAGAGAGAAGAUGCUGUUUUUGAAUGUGUCCUUUCAAAUCCUUUCUCCAAGAUUUUAUGGUUUGGAAAGAAUAUGCCACUGGAACAAGGAGAUAAAUAUGAUAUUGAGGUUUCCGAUGACAAGUUAAUUCACAGGCUGGUGGUAAAAGACUGCAUGGUAGUAGACAAAGGAAUCUAUUCUGCCUGCGCCGGAAUAAAGUCCUGCAAUGCAUGGCUUGUUGUUGAAGCUGAUAAGGAAGCACCCCAGGGUAAGAAAUCAGCAAGGAAAACAACAAGAGCAGGCGGAUCUGGAAUAGACCUGCAGAAGGUUGCCCAAGAGCAACAAGUAAAACUAGAGAAAGAGAGAGAGGAACGAAAAGAACAGAUUAAAAUUGCAAAAGAAGCUGCACCACCUCCACCCCCUCCUGAAACGCCUGCAGCUCCUCCACCUCCUGCACCAAAGGAGGUUGUACCUGAACCCAAGGCAGAGGAACCAGCACCAAUUCCUGAGCCCCCUGUGGAGGUCGUACCCACUGCUAAGGAGGACAGUGUCGCAACACCUGUGGAUACAGGAGGUGAGCCUGUAAUCACCUGUGGACUCUCUGACAUUUAUGCUCUUCGUGGGAAGCCGGCUGAAUUAAUUGUGACGUUGAACAUUGACUGCGACGGCGUCUGGUUCAAAGAUGGUGAACCGUUAUCCCCAGAUUCUGUCAGUAUAACCAAAGAUGGAACCACUCAUAAACUGGCAAUUCGAAGCUGCACAGACGACGACUCAGGAGUUUAUCGUUUUGUCGCAGGGGAGUUAAGCACACAAGGAAAGGUCACUGUUGGAGACGUGCCUGAAUUUGAUCCGGAUGACCUACACAAGUUCUCCAAACCUGUGAUAGUCAGAGUGGGCCAGAACGCUGCUUUCAAGAUGCCCUUUGCCCCUCAGGAGUCUUUGGUGGUCAGUUGGUUUAAGGACGGCACCGAGAUAAAAGACGGAGGAGGAGUUAAAAUCGUGAAGGAACCCAAUCACAGUCGGCUGCUAUUCCGAGACUGUCUGCGGACAGACGCAGGGGAAAUAAAGAUCCAACUCAAAAACCCAUUUGGGGCUGUGGAGGCCACAUCGAAGCUUAUUGUGCUCGACCGGCCAGGUCCACCAGAGGGUCCAGUGGAAACUGUCGAAACUACGUCUUCUGUAAUUGAAAUAAAAUGGAACCCCCCAAAAGAUGAUGGCGGUUCACCUGUGACAAACUACAUCAUAGAACGGCAGCAUGCAAGACAGAGUCUGUGGACAAAACUUGGAGAUGUGACUGCUGACAAAACCUCCUUCAGAGACAGAAAUGUAACUCAUGGAAAGAAAUACAACUACCGCAUCUAUGCAGAAAACCCAGAGGGCAUCAGCGAUCCCCUGGAGACAGCUGAUAGUAUUAUGGCGGGCGUAAUGAUACUCUCUGGCCCACCUGGAGCCCCCACAGUGGUGAGUGCCUCUAAGACCUGUAUUAACUUGACCUGGACCCCUCCUGAGGACGACAGAGGAGUGCCAAUCAUUGGCUACCAAUUGGAGAAACGAAAGAAAGACACAAAUCAGUGGAUCGCCCUGAAUGCAGUUAAUGAACCAAUUGAAGAUGUGAAGUAUGCAUGUAAAGAUGUGACUGAGGGAGCAGAGUAUGAGUUUAGGGUUUCAGCAAUCAAUGAGUCGGGAGCAGGCGAUCCAAGCCCUCCCUCUGCAAUGGUGUGUGCAAAGAAUCCCAACAUGAGACCUUGUUUUAAAGACCCAGAGGACUUCAUUGUUGUCAGAGCGGGAAAUUCCGUGCGUGUCAAAAUUAACUAUGAGGCUGAACCUCCACCAGAGAUCACUUGGCUGAAGGAUGAUGAGCCAAUAUCCCCCUGGAUUAAUGUUAUCAAUUCAGAAGGAAUGUCUCAGCUUGUUAUUCCCUCAUCAAAGCGCUCAGAUUCAGCUGUCUACACCAUCAUAGCCAAAAACUCUGUGGGUCAGGCCUCCUUUGACAUUGAGGUUAGAGUCACAGAUGAACCCAAGAGUCCAGGGCCAGUGGAGCUGGAGCAAACAGUCCAUGGCAGAGUGUUAGUAUCAUGGGCUCCCUCUCCCGACCAAGAACUUGAUGACCGUUUGUAUUACGUGGUGUCUCAGCGCGACUCCAACAACAGACUGUGGAAGACUGUGGCAGACCGCCUCUCCACCACCACAUACACAGCCAAUAACAUUCUUCCUGGGACAGAAUACCAUUUUCGAGUCUAUGCCAAGAACGAUAUGGGCCUCUCAGAUCCCUCUCAGUCACCCACAUGGGGUGUCAACAGCAAUAGAGUUCCAAUUGCAACAAAUGGAGUAAAUUCUGUGGACAUCAACUUUGAGAGGCCUCCGUCCAUCUUGGUCCCUCUGAAAGUUCACACACCACCUAAGGGUUACCAACUCUAUAUGACGUGUGCUGUGCGAGGAUGCCCCACCCCCACCGUCUCCUGGUUCCUCAACGACAUCUGCAUCAACUCUGAUAAAAACUAUUAUAUAACCAACUCAUUUGGUGUGUGCUCCUUAUAUAUUCUCAGAGUCAGACAAAAGGACAGCGGUGAAUAUAAAGUUGUUGCCUUUAACUCUUUGGGCCAAGCAGAAUGCUCCACUAAACUUAUUGUUAGAGAUUAAAGUAACAGCUCUUUUCUUCUUGCUGAGAUUCUCUGGAGAAACGAAUACAAUCUGGAGAAUGAAUGAAGAAGGAUCUUGUUUCCAUGGAGAAUGAGCUGAAAUUGUUUGCUUUUGCUAAAAUCUGCUGGUAAAAUCAUUUUAAAAGGUCUAAACAACACCAUAUUUCUUUGAAAUGCUAUUGAUUGAUGCUAUUGAUUUAGGAAUGUGAACAGCAUGAGGAAAGAGAUGAAUAAAAUGGCAAAUUCAUCUGUCAGUUUUUCUUUUCAGAAAAUCAUUAGGACAAAACUCUUAUGACUGCAAUAAAUCAACAAAUUAAAUGCUGUGUACUCGUCUCUUUAAUCUGUGAAUCUACCAUUACUACAGCUUUUCAUAAAUGUUUGCACACACUUUCUGAAUCUUUAGCUCAUUUUCUCAAAAGUCUAAAACAAAAUGCAAAUCUGUAGAAAAAGUAAACAACUGCUUCAAAUUUGAUUUUAUCGCUCUCCAAAAUGUUUUUCUUUCUCUGCAAUAGAAUGAAAAACAUGCUGUCAUAUGAAUAAAUCUUUCUACCAACCAAAACAUCAACACAUAACACCACUAUGAAUAGCUCAGUGGGUUAU
This is a messenger RNA of Sphaeramia orbicularis (orbiculate cardinalfish), 4342 nucleotides long. It is a transcript of the gene igfn1.4, whose product is annotated as immunoglobulin like and fibronectin type III domain containing 1, tandem duplicate 4. Gene Ontology annotation, molecular function: protein binding. Gene Ontology annotation, cellular component: M band. Lineage: Eukaryota; Metazoa; Chordata; Actinopteri; Kurtiformes; Apogonidae. The record is from RefSeq and is a predicted model, not a curated record. The transcript is spliced from 24 exons. Gene Ontology annotation, biological process: sarcomere organization. The coding region runs from base 111 to 3743 and encodes 1210 amino acids.